AUGGCCGAUCUCCCGCUCCCGGGCUUUUCUGUCUACACGAUGGCGAAGCACAUGCUUGACGGACUCACGAAGGCGGCGGCGCUGGAACUGGCGCCGCGCCGCAUCCGUGUCAAUGCGGUGGCGCCGGGGUUGGGUCUUCUCCCCCCCACAUUGUCGCAGGCGCUGCAGGAAGAGUAUCGCCGGAAUGUGCCACUCGGCCAGCGCGAGGCCUCCGCCGCCGAAAUCGCGGAUGCCGUCGCCUUCCUAGUAUCGAAGGACGCAACGUACAUCACCGGCACAACGCUGAAGGUGGACGGCGGGCUGAGUCUCGCCCGGGCCUGA
Molecule: messenger RNA, 321 nt
Organism: Trypanosoma rangeli
Lineage: Eukaryota; Euglenozoa; Kinetoplastea; Trypanosomatida; Trypanosomatidae
Product: pteridine reductase
Exons: 1
Coding region: 1-321 (106 amino acids)
Source: RefSeq, a predicted model, not a curated record